Molecule: messenger RNA, 4500 nt
Organism: Elgaria multicarinata webbii
Lineage: Eukaryota; Metazoa; Chordata; Lepidosauria; Squamata; Anguidae
Gene: STON2
Product: stonin 2
Exons: 6
Coding region: 109-2808 (899 amino acids)
Biological process (GO): regulation of endocytosis; synaptic vesicle endocytosis
Cellular component (GO): clathrin-coated vesicle; synaptic vesicle
Molecular function (GO): clathrin-cargo adaptor activity
Source: RefSeq, a predicted model, not a curated record
CUGUGUUUCAAAUGAGAAAAAGAAUUUUACGGCACGCUGGACCGCCUGUUCUCUAGUGACUUUAGGAUCUGCUGGUGAUGUGAAGAUGAGUAGAAGACUGCAGCAAGCAUGACAUCGCUGGCUACCGCCAUUGCUUCCCAGCAGUCUGAGUGGGUCUCCUUCAGUGAUGGGCUCCACCUGCCUGUUACUUCCCAGGGCCAUGUCGAGCAGUUCCUUUCCUCCUCUGAUACUUCCUCUGAAGGCAUCCAAAACCUGGAUGGAGAUCUUCGGAUGCUUCCACAACCUGAGCUGGGAGGUGCGAUGGACAAAGCAGCUACAGACCCUGUAUCAGUAUGUUUGCUUGAUAACCAUCCAUCUCCAAAGCCUGACUUACCUUCAUCCUUCAGCACGUGGGUCCAGUUCGAAGAUGCCCCCUGGACCAGCACUUCACCAGAGCAUGCACAAACAGCCUCUUCUCCAAAAACAUUCUGCUGGACCUGUCCCUCCUCGGGAUCUUCUGAAAGACAGCCUCUUGCCUCCGACAGCAGUUGGACAACUACUUCUGAGAAUACUAACAGCCCAAGUGUUACUCCUUCCUAUACCGAUCUUCAGUCCAUAAAUACAGAAGAGCUGACCAGUGGAAGAGAAUCUGCGGCAGACUCAACGGACAAUUCCUCAUCCCUUCUGGAAGAUGAAGAGCUAGGAAUGGAGGCCACCAGCUGGCAACUAAACAGCACAUCCAUUAAUGGCCACAGUGAAACUCCAACAACAGCUCGUUUCCCCAGCUGGGUGACUUUUGAUGAUAAUGAAGUCAGCUGUGUUUCCCCACCGACUUUAUCCCCUGUGAAACCAGACACUCCGCCAUUUGCAGCAACUCCACCACCAGCAGCAGCAACAACAACACAGAUAAUAGAUGUGAACUCUAGUACCCCCUCUUCAUCCUUUAAAAAAAGGGAGCGUCCGAAAAGCACCUUGGGUGACCUCUCUAAAGUUCAGAAGCUAGACCUUUCCUCCAUUACCAGGUUGCCUUCAGUUGGUGGGACACCCCCCUGGAGUGCUACUAAUCCUUUCCUUGAUGACUCUCUGAGGGAUGUUCAACCUUCCCCUAUCAACCCAUUUAGCUCUUUCUUUGAGGAACGGGAUAGACGUUCCCAAACCAGCUCUGUCUCUGGCAUCUCUGGUAGAAACCAGAGAGAUUCCCUCAUUGUCCUCCAUCAAGAGCCUGACACCAUCAGCUUCAAUGAAUCAAGUAAACACCUCAGACACAGAGAUGCUGUUGAGCAACUCAAACAACUUCAAAUCGGGGACCCAGAUCAGCUGAGCAGUUCCACUCUGCCUGAUGAUGACCCUACAGUGCCAACUGAAUUGGACAGUACCUUGUCCAGUUUGUGGCCGCCUCAGCAAAAAGAUGGCUGGCCAAUGAUGCUGAGGAUACCAGAAAAGAAAAAUAUCAUGUCCUCUAGGCACUGGGGUCCAAUUUAUGUCAAACUAACUGAGAGCAGGUGUUUGCAGCUCUUUUAUGAGAAGGGACUGGAGAAGCCUUUCAAGGAAUUCAAGCUUGACAUCAGUCAUGAGAUUUCAGAACCCAAGCUCCAAAACUAUGAUGAGAAUGGAAGGAUACACAGUGUGAGGAUAGAUCGUACCACCUACAAGGAGAAAAAGAAGUACCAGCCAAAGCCAUCUGUAUCUCACACAGCAGAGCGGGAACAGGUUAUUAAGCUAGGCACCACCAGUUAUGAAGACUUCCUCAGCUUCAUCAGAGCAGUCCAGGAUACACUGAUGGAUUUGCCCGCUUCAUUGACAGACCUGAGCACGGUAGGAUUAAACUAUCAAGAGGAGGAAAUCACUGUGGAUGUAAAGGAUGAGUUCUAUGGCAUUUUGGCCAAAGGAGACAACAGGAUUUUGCAGCACCAUGUGUUGUCACGAGUGCAUGUUCUCACUUUUCUUUCCGGCCUGGCAGAAUGCAGGUUGGGGCUCAAUGACAUCCUUGUCAAAGGGAAUGAAAUUGUCUCAAGGCAGGAUAUCAUGCCCACCACCACCACCAAGUGGAUUAAGCUGCACGAUUGCCAUUUCCACUCAUGUGUGGAUGAGGAGGCAUUCGCCAGUGCCCGCGUCAUUCUGUUCAACCCCUUAGAUGCCUGCAGGUUUGAACUGAUGCGUUUCAGGAGUGUGUUUUCUGAGAAGAUGUUGCCUUUUACCUUGAGGGUGGCAGCUAGCAUCAAUGGUGCUGAGGUGGAGCUUCAAAGCUGGCUGAUGAUGUCACCGGGGUUCUCCUCCAACAGAGACCCUCUAACUCAGGUCCCCUGUGAAAAUGUGAUGGUCCGCUACCCCGUGCCACAGGAGUGGGUGAAAAACUUCCGCAGAGAUAGCGUCCUUGGGGAAAAGUCCUUGAAAGCAAAGGUGAACAAAAGUGCUAGCUUUGGAUCCACUAGUGUUUCUGGUUCUGAGCCAGUCAUGAGUGUAACACUAGGAACUGCCAAAUAUGAGCAUGCCUUCAAUUCCAUUGUGUGGAGGAUAAAUCGACUGCCUGACAAAAACUCUGCUUCAGGUCAUCCUCACUGUUUCUUCUGCCACCUGGAGCUUGGUUCAGACCGGGAAGUGCCUUCCAGUUUUGUCCGCUAUGUGGACGUGGAGUUUGACAUGCCAACCACUUCAGCAUCCAAGGCCAGCAUCCGCUCCAUCUCGGUAGAAGGCAAGACAGAUGUCAGGAAGUGGGUCAACUAUUCAGCACAUUAUAGUUACAAGGUGGAAAUAGAACAGAAAAAGAGCUUGAAUCCAGAUAUGAUGGGGGAAGAAACUGAUAAGCCCAAGGAAUGUGCUGUGCAGUGAAGGAAAUUUCUAUCUGCGGUUGGAACAGUCAAAUCGGCAAGACUCGAAGAAGAGAAAACACAGCACUUCACUCCUGCUGUCAGAAGAGCCGGGAAAUAUUUGGAGUGUUGUGAGGUUUCCUUGCCCUCUGUGACCUUACUUAGAAAGGAAGCUCCUUCGGGAUUUGUUUACAACAGCCUGGUGGCUUUGGUAGAAGCACACUAAGUAUGUAGGCUUGCAAUUCAGUCAAAACUGCCUUCAUCCUUACUAAUCUUCCUCCAGUGAAAUCGUAGCAUUGUGACAGCCACAGCUCAAAGAAAAGUUGUAACCCUAGUCUUGUUAACAAUCCUUUCCGUUCCAUGCACUUGACACUUCCUGAAAGUUCAGUCCGCAGAAGAGUUCUUCCAGAUGGUCUGCAACAGCACUGAGAGGUAUGGCGGUAUAGAAGAUUCACCACAGAAUCCUUUUGUUUUCCUAUCAUGAUCUCAGUUUGCAAUGAAAAGCUGUAACAACCUUUCAUCUCAACCGAUGCAAAUGGAAUCACUGGGAAUUCCAGGAGGUGAAGGACAAAUGGUUUGCCCUUUCCUAUUUGCCAUCUCUAAGUCAGAACAUUUAAAUAUUGCACAUUUUCCUUGGAUGUUGGUCGUACAAAAGUUUCCUUCGUUCAGUUAGUCUGUUGUUGGGGGCAGGGUUAUUCUUUAGACUUAACAUAGUUAUAGCUGCCAGCAGAAGGGACUAGACAGAUAGUUGAGCAUUCUUGCCUUGGAUGAUACUGGAAAGAAAUAGAGUUCAUUUGAACUUUUACUUGGAUGGUUAGGUAGAGUGAUAUACAGCUUAUUACCCAGAUCAAUGCUUCUGUGACAAACUACAUCUUGUAUUCUUGAUGGGCAUUGUGGAAAAAAGAUGUUCUGUUUUGGGGUUUUUUGUAGAUGCUGAUAAUGCUAAUUUUAUGUUCUGUCCCAAUACGACAUCUUAUUUCAGAAAGACUGCAGUGUAAUAGUUGCGUGUACUGCCAGUAAUUGGUGUUAUUACUCCGUAAUAUGCGGUCAUAAUGGCAUUGAGGUCAGGGCUCUUUGAAUUCUAUGUCCACAAUAGUUUAAUACAAGUGCAAAAAUUAACAUCCUGAGAAUGGGAACUGGAGUAUUUAAAAUUCAAGUUUCUAGUCCACUUGGCUGUGAAAACAAUAUUGAAAGUGUCUGGGCAUGUCUAUGCAGAACAUUCAGUGGGAAAGCUUAAGGAAAAGUCUGCUGCUUUUAAUCAAAUGGAUAAAUUCCCCAUCCCAACAAAUUGUAGUAAAUUAAACCACCGUGAAAAUGUCCACCCUUUUGGAGUCCACAGAUGGUAGUAGAUUUUCAGCUCAGCUGUAGUGUGAAUGGGUCAUCAUAGAUAUAAUAAAAUGUCCUAAUCACAUCAUUUCUAACACAACUGCCAAGAUCCACUGUGAAGCUAUCCUUGAAAAAUAGUAAUCAUGUCUAUCAACUAUGUGGUGAGGUAAAAUACAAAAACAUGAAAUCCAGCCCCCUUUCCAACAUUUGAUAAAGCGCUUCUGAAGAGGGAUGUGUAUCGGCAGCUGAAUCAGGGAGAAGAAACCUCUCUGCAGCACCCAUUUGCAGGCACGGUUCCUCACCUGGAUGGGGAUACAUGUGGAUAUGGCGUCUAACUAGAUUUGGGCAAAAGUUUUUUCAGUGACGUUGGUUUACACAUUCAUUAUGC